AUGGCGCAGGAGCCGCCUUUGGAUGAGAUACAAUGGCGAUCUCCCAAGGCUCAGGAAAUGGGCGGCAUCCACACUAACACCGUUCUUCCCUACUUCGCCGAAUCGCCGUUCUUCGAUGCCACUUCCAACAACGCCAUCCUGACUACGCAAGCGCUCUACAACCCCAACAUGUUCUACAUUAUCCAGACUCGCGAAGCUUUUGAGGGCAGGUUGCGAACGAUGCAAGGGCUGGAAUUCAUGGUCACCCAUGACCCGUCUGAGAACGAUUCCAAGCAAGACCAUAGCGGGGUCUGGGUUAUACGGAAGCAGAAUAGGCGUAAGAGACAGGGCGCGCCGGACGAGGUCACGGGAAUCAGCUCGUACUAUGUGGUGGGGGAGAAUGUUUACCUGGCGCCUUCGGUGGGGAAUAUCCUUGGUAGUAGGCUGCUCUCGACAGUCGCCUCCCUCACCAAGCUACUCUCCACAGCGUCUUCCCUUCCCAGCUUCACCCCUUCGCUUGGCCAUACAUACCUCCCUCCAGUAUCAAAAAUUCCUACACCCGGUUCAAGCUUCCAGGCAACCCAGGCGAGCAAAGAGGGCACACCGAUGCCGGCAGGAGGCACACCCUUGCCGGCAACGCAAGAGACUACUACCAGCGCGAAAACUUCUAAAGUUACUUCGGACAUGGGCCUCCAAGGCGUCCACAUGCUAGCGUACUCCUACGAUCUAUCUGACCGCUACGCAAACGAGUACAUGGACGAGAAUCCUAUCGUGGGCGAGCCGGGGUCAUUCAAGCUGUCGAAAUCGCACAACACUUCUUUGACAACGUCUAUGAAUACGUCAAAAACCUCCAGCCAAGCCCAAGAAGUGUCGAAACCCUCAAGCCAAUCACUUGAGGUGGCAACUCCGGCGAAGAGUGCAGCACCGACGCCGCAGCUGAAGACGGAGGACUUGCCAGCACCGCUCAGAAAAUCAACAAAGAGCAGCGAGAAGAGUCCAACCACACCAGGAACCAAGGAGAAAAAGUCGAGGCGAAAGAGCAAAGCUGCCGGCGACAAAGGGGCAACAACGCCGAAAGCCACGACCCCUAAGCCUACUACGCCAGGAUGA
Molecule: messenger RNA, 1089 nt
Organism: Letharia columbiana
Lineage: Eukaryota; Fungi; Ascomycota; Lecanoromycetes; Lecanorales; Parmeliaceae
Exons: 3
Coding region: 1-1089 (362 amino acids)
Biological process (GO): regulation of transcription by RNA polymerase II
Cellular component (GO): core mediator complex; mediator complex
Molecular function (GO): transcription coactivator activity
Source: RefSeq, a predicted model, not a curated record